AUAAAUGAAGAAAAACAUAAAAAAAUUUAGAACCUAAUCAAAGAUUUCUGAUGAAUAGAAAAAAAAACUAUUGAGACUAGUUUGCUUUCUCGGAUUUAAAAUAAAAAAUGUAUAUUUUAUACUAAUGCUUUUUAGGCAGCAAAAUAAUUGAAUAUUAAAUAUGCUGCUGCUAAAACAUACAUAGUUUUUUACAGAAACAAUGUCAUGAGAUCUAAAAUUUCAAUUAAUUCUCAUUAAUAAUGUUAAGUAGCACCACUUUCAUUAAAAAAGUGUAAACUGACUAUUGUUUCAAAGAUAGGAGGAGAUAUAGUUGAACAACUUUAAUUUGAAUACCCCACAAUCAGUUAAGAAUGA
Paramecium sonneborni is the source of this 354-nucleotide messenger RNA. Lineage: Eukaryota; Ciliophora; Oligohymenophorea; Peniculida; Parameciidae. The record is from the annotation of a GenBank genome assembly.